This is a messenger RNA of Trypanosoma theileri, 312 nucleotides long. RefSeq names its product receptor-type adenylate cyclase. The annotation marks the transcript as partial. The record is from RefSeq and is a predicted model, not a curated record. Lineage: Eukaryota; Euglenozoa; Kinetoplastea; Trypanosomatida; Trypanosomatidae. The transcript has a single exon.
GUGAGUGCCGACCGCCUUGUGUUCGCGACGAACCUGCCGCACUGGGCCGAUAAUGAGACAGAGUCCGAUACCGUACGGAAGUUCCACGCUGCUGUGACAGAUGAGAAAAAGAGGACGCCGCUGUCGCUGAGGGCCUUUGCCGGUACACAACUUGUACAGACUGUUCUUUCACGGAUGGAUAUUGUGAACGCGGACACCCUGAGUGGUUUCUUUUACAGAAAUAUCGCCGUCACUUCUGAUGACAUGUUGUAUGGAUCAUUUGCUGAUGGGAGUGAGUGUGCUCAGCAAGGUAUUGUUGAUACUGCAAAUUGU